GAAAAUCGCUGCCAUGUGCCAUGGCCUCUGGGCUCCACUUGUUGCCCCAACACGUUUGCCUGGUAGCCUGCCGCGGCGUCAGAACGGGAGACGUAAGGCUUCCUGGAAGCUACGGCGGUCAGAGGUGGCAACAUCCAGCUGCUUGGUGGCCCUGGCGCGACGCCGCAGUCGAUACGUCACACCGGAGGAGGACUUCGAGGUGGCAGUUUCUUACACAGACGUCAAGGUUGAAGAUACCCAGGAUGGACGUGGGAAGUGUCUUGUGACGCUGCGCCCUUUGCAACCAGGUGAGUUGAUCCUUUCCGAGAAGCCACUUUUUCUGCGUCCACAGGGCUGGUCGCAGCGAAGGGUGGCAAUGCAACUGGGCCGUUUACCCUGGCCGAUUCGCUCAAGGAUGCUAGAGCUGGCCGAAGCGCCCAUCGAUUCCAAAGAUCAGGACGAUGGAGCUGGCGGCGCAUUACUUCGAGUGUUGCGCGCUAAUGGUUUGCAAUCGCUUCAAGGAACUUCGGUAUGUCAUGUGAUCUCCCGGGCGAACCAUUCUUGCAGACCUAAUGCAACUCUACGACCCGAGGUCUCAGGCGCCAUCUCGUUGGUUGCAGUGACUGAGCUGGAAGCAGGCGAUGAGAUCUUGAUCUCCUACCUGUCUGGAGAGGAUUUGCUACGACCCACUUGGGUUCGGAGGAAGGAGUUGCAACGGGGGCCUUGGAAGUUUCGUUGCGAAUGCCCCCGGUGCCAAGCUAUUGACGACACCAGGGGCAUGCAAUGCGACCGCUGUGGACGUGGAUACCACUGGCCUUUGGGGGAAACGUGGUCGCCCUGCAGCGAGUGCAAGGCGGAAGCAAAAGCGGCAGACUUGGAGGAGGCAGAACGCUUUUGGCAUCGAGAAUUGUCACAGUUAGACCGCGCUGGGGACCUCUACGACUCCAUCGCUGAAAGGCUCUACGAUGCCAUGGCAGGCAGUUCCGAACUGCGACCAGCGGCAGGUCGACACUGGGUUCACGCCUUCGCCUGCCGCGCCUGCGCCAGUGCAAGGCCAGGGCGCCUUGCACCGUUGAAGGCGGCCCGGGCGGCGCGGCAGCUGGCAGCCUUUGUCAAGCGUCUGCGCCCGGGCUACAGCACCGCGCAUGCUGAGGCGCUGCUGCUGAGGGCCACAGCCUUCGCAGGGAAGCGGCUCAAGCCACGGGCGCGUUUGCUGAUGAAUUUCUGGAGCCAGCGGGCUUUGCAAGAAGCAGAGCCCUUGUUGGGUGCCCACCAUGAGAUGGUGAGGCAUUUGAAAGAACUCCAGAAUGCGGCGGAGGAAAAAAGGAGCGGUACUGCCAAUCUGAAAGUGAGGCCGCCGGUGGAUAAUCAACCUGGUGGUCCAACCAUAUUUGUCAAACCAAUGGUGCAGCGUGGUAUUCUUCACGAUUUUAGACCCGAGGUUUUGCCCUCCACGGCUUCCUUUGCCAUGGUGUUGCUCUUAUUAGAGGUGGGUCUCGCGAAGAUGGGUUUCUACGUUGUUGGCAGCGCCGUGCCAUUUUUGGAGAUCAUGGCGAAUUGCAGCUACAAGUACGUCCAGGUAACCCUUAUGGUCAUCGCCAGGAUACUGACGGGUCCCAACAUGAUCUACUGGGUCUUCUUUGCCUACUUUGCAGCCUGUGCAGCUUGGGUGGUGCGUCGCUUUCUGCUGCAUUUUGAGCCUUCCGGAAUGAAGGAGCAGUACGGUGUUGCACCCAGUGCCAUGCAUGGCCAUGUGAUCCUCGGGUUGGCUGUGGCCCAACUGCCACUGUGUUGGCUCCUGACCCCUUCGGCUGUGCUCCCCGAAAUUCCGUGGUACCGCCACCGGCCGCUGUCCCGAAACACCAUGGCCUCCGCCCGGCCGGACGUCAACGGCCCCGCGGAGAAGCUGAUCACAGAGCUCCAGCAGAGUCGAAAGAUGCACAUGAUCGAGUAUUUGCAGGCAAAACUACUGGAAGAUCAGCGUCGGAGCUUGAAGCAUUUCGAGUGCGUUCAAAGUGGUCUUAGCAUUAUGCGUGCUGGCGCCUUGCGUUCGCGCCCAUCCACCUCCCCAGCGGCCAGUAUGGCAGCUGCCACCGCGGACGAUUUGGGGCUUCAGCGACUGUCCUUUUCAGAGACCUUACGCGCGGAGGUCGAAGCCUCCAGGUCCGCCUGUGGCAUCGGGCCAGAGGUCAGCCGCACCAAGACAGCCCCGGAGACCGCGACCACGAUGGCCCAAAUCCCCGAGCAACCAGAGCUGGAGCGGCCGAAAACCACUCCCGGCACCAGAGAUGGCUCUCAGAGUCUCAACACCCGUGGCUUCAAAUCGAUGAAGACGGCCGGCACGGUGAAGUUUCAAAGCGCCAGUGGCAGUGGCCCCUUGGGGGUGAGUUGGACCGAUGAGGAAGAGCAGGAGUUCUACCGCUUUCACGAAGAGUCCUUCUAUGCCUCGAACGUUCGCGACCUCACUGGCCUGAGCGACCAGGCUUUGUUUCGUCAAAAAGGCCAAAGCAAAGUUCUGUCGCAAAGCAGCGAUGUGAUCACCUUCGACUUUGGUGAUUUGGGUCGACGACUAGCGAUCGCGGAUCGAGAGGGCCAGCUUUCUGUGUGGAAUGUGGCAGAUCGAGAAAAGAUUUGGUCAUCAUCGAUCUCCUCUUGUACAACCAUGGCCUUUUCAUUGAGUGGAAAAUUCAUCGCAGCGGUCAACAAUGAAGGAGUGAUCCACUUUUGGAACUUGAGCUCUAACCCACAGUCGGCUCCUCUCCAAACCUUCAACGCUGGUAGCAAGGUGAAUGCGUUGGCCUUCGCCGAUAAGGGACUAGCACUGUCCACGGCUGAGAAGGUGGUGCUGCUGGCAGCUCCUUCUUUGCAGGAGGUGGCGGUUCUUCCUCAAACUGGUGACGUGAGAGAGCUGUCCUUUUCUCCUGAUGGUGCCUUCUUGGUGGCUGCUGGACUGCACGUGGAUCCCCGCUCCAGCAUCAUGGUGGAGGACGGCGAUCCCAGUGCAGGAGCUGUGUUUUGGUCCGUCACCGACUCCUUUCGGAGGCUGGGUGCUAUGGUUUUUCGACAAGUUCUCCGUGCCACCACGUUCAGACCUGAUGGAAAGCUUUUGGCCCUGGCAGGUGAUAAUAAACUCAUUACCCUGUUGGACGUGUUGAACGACUUUGAUCAUGAUGGUGACCUGCCAUGUGGUCAGCCCGUGAGGGCUUUGGCUUGGAGCCCCAACCUGCGAUGUUUGGCUUCGGGGGGAGAAGACCAUACGGUCACUGUUUGGGAUCUCGCUUCGAAGCAUGUCCUGUUUCAGAUGGAUCCCAUGAAGGAUUGGAUUUUCAAGUUGGCAUGGAGUGCAACCGGCCUUUUAGCCUUCAGCCACUUGGGCGCUCAAGGCGUCCGUUUGGCUCCGUUGGAGGAGGUUCAAGACAAGAAAGAGAUGACGCUUGAACGUCCAAAUACAGAGGAGGACCUAGAGGAGAAGGAGACGCCUCAAUUUGUUUUCCUGGUGAAAGUGGCUUCGAGUCCAGGAGGGCCCGUGGAACCAAAGAAAGUUCUGGAAGAGGAGGGCUUUAACGUGAACAUCGCACGUGAUCGGGUGGAUUUGGAUCCGCUUGCGUUGGACUUGAGCUGCAAGAAUCCAGGACUACAGGUGGCUGCCCAGGACCCAACUUAUGUCACAGGGCACCACCUCAUUUCGUGCGGCUUCACGCCUCAUGAGACGCUGAUGAUUGCCGGCGAAGAUAUCUUUGAGUUCGAGGUCGAAAACAGAGCCAAGAAACGGGAGAUUCAUUUGCGAGAUGUGGCAAAAGCCCUCGCCGUUUCGCCGUGUGGAGGCUAUUUGGCAGUGGCAAACGCAUUUCUGGUUACUGUACACCGUCUGAUGUCCAAAGGACAGGAGGCGGUCUUGAAUCAAAAGGUGACCUCCAAUGUGGUGGCCUUGGCCUUCUCGGCCCAACAUUUUUUGGCCGUGGGGACCAUUGAAAAGAAGGUGCUGGUGUUUCACCUGGAAGAUAACAAGGAGCCGGCGAUACUGUCCGUGCAGGUCAACAGCUUGUGCUUCUCACCAGCUGGCAAUCUCUUGGCCGUCCCAGGAGGCAGUGAUGGAAGUGGCAAAGUGUCCUUGUGGCAAGUGGCAGGUGAAAGCUGUGAAUUCGCUGGGCUGGUGAAGACUCGCAACGUCGCCAAUGUGGCCUGUUUUACUGAACCCGGGAAGGUCUUGGCCGUUGGAUGUGAAGAUUCGCGAGUUGUCCUUCUGGCAGUCGAGCAUGGCUUCAAGUGUUGGUCAGAGCUGCGCUGCAACUUUCCGGUUCACUACCUCACGCUCUCUGGAAGCUUUCUCGCCGCUGGGGGCGAUCGCGAUAUAUGCGUUUUCAACAUCUCCAGCAGCCAGAUCGCUCUCCAAUUACCUCGGCAAGAGGAGAGAAUUCAGGGUAUUUCAUUGAGCACCAGUGGCUCAUUGCUGGCCUGUUGCUUCAGAGGUCAUGUGACGCUGCUGCCACUGGAGAGUGCGACGGAAGUCCGAACUUCAAUGAAGGUUCCAGACGACAAGGAUCGCUACAAGUCUCGUGGCACCGUCACAUCUCUAUCGCUCAAAUCGUCACCCAGCGACGUGAUGCACACCAUUCAUCUCUCCUUCGCUGAUGUGCAGGCCGGACAAGACGCUGGCCUGCAGGUGAGCCGAAGUUUGAAGUCGACUGGAAGUUGUGCCAACCUGGAUGCGGGUGACGCCGAAGAAGGGAAGCCGUCCUUCCACAAGUCCGUCUCCCUACCCUUCGAGUCCAAGGCGGGUGAAGACAGCAUCGACACCGAGGCCUACAUUCCGGUGGAUGGGGAUGGCGAAGUUUCACCACCGCCCUGGCUCCUGAAGCCACGCAUCUCUGUGACGGACAUGUCACAGGGCGAGGCUUCAAGGUGUACGACCCCCGGCGAGAAAGAGGAGGACCCAGAAGCACGCGCCUUGCGAAAGCGACAGCUGUUGGCACGUGAUUUGGGACUGGAUCCAGCCAUCCAGAGCAAGAUCAGCAUUGCAGAGCGUGAAGGAGAGGCUCCCAUCAAGCUGAAGCACAAAGAUGAGGUCCAGAGCCUUUCCUUCCAUCCGAGUGGAUCAUCCCUGGUGGCGGGCGGCUAUGACCAAGAGCUGGUGCUCUGGAAUGCUGACAGUCACAGUGUGACGGCCCAGCACCACAUCGAAAGCGAGAUCGUGGCAGUUUGUUUCUCACCAUGUGGUGAAUAUGUUUUUUGUGCAGAUAGCGAACGGGAGAUCAACGUCUUCAAAGCCAACACGUUGGAACUCCUGGCAGCCGAAGUUCUCAAGGAACACUUCGGAUGCCUCGCCGGCAUUAGCUCCCCGACACAGCUUUUGGCCGUCGGCUGCACUGCGGUCGUGAAGAUUUUUUCAGUGCCAAAGUUGGAGGAGGUUAUCAGCCUAGAGCACGGCGGGCAGGUACACAGUCUCAGUUUUUCUCCAUCCCUGGGCAUGUUGGCAGCAGCUGGAGGCAUUGACCUCACCAACGGCCUUCUGGACUAUACCAAGGACCAUGGCGACUGCAAGAAGGCCAUGGUAUGGAAGUCCACAGAUAUGGCUGGCCUUUGGGAUGAAGUGACAACCAUCAACUACAAGGACUUUUGCCACGCAGCUGCCUUCUCUCCCUGUGGGACAGCGCUUGCUUUGGCCGGAGAGGAUCGGAUGAUUUCCAUCCUGUCCGUGGGCAAGAACUUCCAGAAGGCCACCGAGCUCCCCUGCGGUGCCGGCAUCCGGUGCCUCAGUUGGAGCUACUCCUCGCGGUUGUUGGCCUCCGCCGGGGAGGACAUGCGGGUGUCAGUGUGGGAUGUUUUGUUCAAGCGAGUGGUGCUGCAUCUCCCAAAGGCAGAUGAUUGGCUUUGCAGUCUCUCCUUCAGUUCUGACAGCAAGUGGUUAGCCACAUGUGGUUAUGGACAAAAUACUGUUGAUCUGUGGCCCAUCGAGGUCGAGGAGAAAGAAUUUUUGUGCUAGCAUCACGUGCCGCGUGCUGUAUGUAUAGUUCAUGUGGAGGCUUGUAAGGCCUCCUUUCAGGUUAUGAGUGACAUCACCAGC
Messenger RNA from Cladocopium goreaui, 6043 nucleotides. Lineage: Eukaryota; Dinophyceae; Suessiales; Symbiodiniaceae. The record is from the annotation of a GenBank genome assembly.